Colletotrichum phormii is the source of this 1038-nucleotide messenger RNA. RefSeq names its product retinol dehydrogenase 12. The record is from RefSeq and is a predicted model, not a curated record. NCBI's taxonomy places the organism in Eukaryota, Fungi, Ascomycota, Sordariomycetes, Glomerellales, Glomerellaceae. Bases 1 to 1038 code for a protein of 345 amino acids. The transcript is spliced from 3 exons.
AUGGAUGCCAUCAAGAACACCAUCGCCGAAAACUUCGGCGGCCCAGCCUCAAAGCUGGGAACUCACCAGUUCAGCUUAGACGAAUGCCCCGACCAGACGGGCAAAGUAGCCGUCAUUACUGGCGGCAGCGAAGGUAUCGGCUAUGGCGUCACCUACACCCUUCUCAAGCACAACAUCUCUAAGAUCUACAUCCUCUCCGUCUCAAAGGAGGUCGUCGACGGCGCCAAGGAUGCCAUUGCAAAAGAUCUUGGCGCCGACAAGGCUGAGAGAACUAAAUGGUUCCAGUGCGACAUGGGUGAUUGGAAGCUCGUCAAAGAGGUGGCUGAGCAGAUCAAGAAUGACACGGAUCGUCUUGAUAUUUUGGUCAAUAACGCGGCGAGGGGCAUCAUGACCUACCAGCUCACCGACUACGGUGUCGAUCGGCACAUGGCCGUGAACCACAUGGGCCAUGUCAUUCUCACGUCGCACCUUCUGCCACUUAUUAAGAAGACGGCGGAGAAGGGCGAUGUUGUGAGGAUUGCGAAUCAGGCUAGCAACGCGCACCAGGCUACGCCUAGCGACUGCAAGUUUGAGAGCCUGGAUGAGUUGAACACCGACUUGGGUCCCAACGGUCAGUAUGGUCGGAGCAAGCUUGCUGGUAUCUUGUAUGCGAGAUACUUCAACCGCAAAGUCACGCAGAAUGGACACCCAAACGUGUUGAUGAACGCCACUCAUCCUGGAUUCGUGAGCACCAAGAUGAGCAAGGAGGAGAUUUUCGAGCCAUAUCCUCUUGGAGGAUAUGCUAUGGCGGUUGGGAUGGAACCAUUCAAGAAGUCUCAAUGGGAAGGAGCCGUAUCCAUGGUGUACGCCGCUGCCGCGACGAAGGAAUCCGGCCAAUACAUAUGUCCGCCUGCGGUUCCUGAGCCUGGCAGCAAGCUUGCUCAGGACGACGCGCUGGCCGACCAGUUGAUGGAAUUAACUCGCCAGAUCAUCACGGAGAAGACCAAGACGUCUUCUGUGGAUAAGGGAUGUCCCAUGGAUGACUUGGUCUUGCAUUAA